UUUCUUAUCGUUCCCUUCAGUGAACAGUUCCCUUGAACUAGUUCGUUCCGCAACCUCACAUCUCUAGUUACAACAAUAAAAUAAAAAACAAAAAGAAAAGGAAAGAGGUUUAGCUAUUUUUGGAAUUUUGGAGAAGUUUUCGAAUUCCAAAGUACCCAAAUUCAAGAUGAGUAGCAAACAUGUUUACUCUACGACGAAUUUGACAGACGUCCAAUUGAAGGAGCAGGGCAAUAAUCUAUUCUCGGCAAGGAAAUAUGAUGAUGCCAUUAAUUGCUAUUCCAAGUGCAUAAUCAAAAAUCCAAAUAAUGCCACCUAUUUCACAAAUCGUGCCCUGUGCCAUCUUAAAUUGAAACGUUGGGAGUUAUCUUGCCAGGAUUGUCGUCGGGCAUUGGACAUAGAUCCGAAUAUGCUAAAGGCACAUUUCUUUCUCGGCCAAUGUCUAAUGGAAAUGGAACUCUACGACGAAGCCAUAAAACAUUUACAAAGGGCCUUUGAUUUGUCCAAGGAACAAAAACAAAACUUUGGCGAUGAUAUAACCUCUCAGCUGCGUUUGGCCCGCAAGAAACGUUGGAAUGUCCUGGAGGAGAAGCGUAUUUGCCAAGAAAUUGAGCUGCAAAGCUAUAUAAAUAGGCUAAUAAAAGAAGACAUGGAAAAUCGUUUGGCCAAACUGAAGCUAGAUGACAGCACAAGUGAAGACCAACUAAAAGAAAAGCAACAAGAAAUUGAACAAGAAUGUGAUGAUCAUAUCAAGGAGUUGAAUAACAUCUUUGCCAAAGUUGAUGAACGUCGAAGGAAACGCGAGGUACCCGACUACUUGUGCGGCAAAAUCAGUUUCGAAAUCCUAACCGAUCCUGUCAUAACACCAUCUGGCAUUACCUAUGAGCGUAAAGAUAUCGAGGAGCAUUUACAACGUGUUGGCCACUUUGAUCCGGUGACACGUGUCAAACUAACACAAGACCAAUUAAUACCGAAUUUUACAAUGAAAGAAGUGGUCGAUGCUUUUAUUGCCGAAAAUGAAUGGUCCUUGGAUUAUUAGAUGUUAGAGCAAACAAAAACCCCUAGAAUUCCCCGAGUAUUAUAUUGAUACAAUUUUGAGAAAUUUUACUUUCAUUUGAUUUCUUUGAAAAGUUAAAAUUUUUUUGAUACUUCUCAAUUUUAUUAUAUUGGAUAUAUGUAAUUAAUACUAUAUUAGAUAUUUUAAAGAUGAUUUCUUUGGAAUCAUUUCUUAACUUUUUGCAAAAUUUGCCAUCACCAAAUUAUGCAAAUAUGUAUUUAUGUAUUCGUUUGUUAGAUUAGUUUUUCCUUAUCACUCUGGUUCACUAAAUAUUCCUCCUAACUUCAAUUGUUGACUGGUUUUACAAUUAGAUAUCAUAUAGGAAAUAAGCAAUAAAAAUACACACACAUAUUGAUUUCUGAAGAUGUAA
Messenger RNA from Musca domestica (house fly), 1424 nucleotides. It is a transcript of the gene STUB1, whose product is annotated as E3 ubiquitin-protein ligase CHIP. Gene Ontology annotation, cellular component: cytoplasm; Z disc. Gene Ontology annotation, molecular function: ubiquitin protein ligase activity; protein-folding chaperone binding. Lineage: Eukaryota; Metazoa; Arthropoda; Insecta; Diptera; Muscidae. The transcript is spliced from 6 exons. The record is from RefSeq and is a predicted model, not a curated record. The coding region runs from base 167 to 1036 and encodes 289 amino acids. Gene Ontology annotation, biological process: protein quality control for misfolded or incompletely synthesized proteins; positive regulation of proteolysis; cellular response to misfolded protein.